AUGAAUACACGUAGGAUUUUCAAACUUGUCUCCGGCGGAUUAGUCGCGGCUGCCACAUUCUUGGAAACACGAUCACUCUUUGAUGCCCCACGCAGCUUACCGUCCACAUCCCAUGUCCAAGAGUCACAGCAGCGUCCAAUUUUCACAUGGACCAAAAAGUUUCUUGAUUUGAUCCCCGGGUUGACCACGGUUCAAGCAGAUUCCGCCUACCCACGUGACAAUAUCAAACCUUGGGAUUGGAAUUGGGACAAUCGAGAAUCACAAGUGGACGGUGACAAUUCGUCCCGUCUGUUCUCUUGGGGAGAGCGUAAAGGUUCUUCCNGUUCUUCCAAAGCCACUGGUAGUCGACAUUUAUUGUUCAUUCGUCAUGGCCAGUAUCAUUAUGCGGAAUCCGAUAAAGAUUGUCGUCUGACUCAACUGGGUCGUGAACAGCUCAAUUUCACCGGCGCUCGCUUGAAACAAUUGAAUCUACCUUACAAUAUUCUGUACUAUUCCACCAUGACACGAGCAAUCGAAUCGACGGAGGAAAUAAUGCGACACUUGCCGGAUGUUCCUGUAGAGCCUACGGACAGUCUCCGUGAAGGUGCCCCAUUUCCUCUGGAACCCCCUUUAGAAAAUUACAAACCUACCGAGGAUGAACUGCGAGAAGAUGGUAGUCGAAUUGAAAAAGCCUUUCGGACAUUCGUACAUCGACCGGCUCCAAACCAGACCACGGACAGUUACGAGAUAUUUGUGUGUCAUGCAAAUGUUAUUCGUUACAUUGUUUGUCGUGCUCUUCAAAUUCCCCCGGAAGCCUGGAUACGUUUCUCCCUGGAUCAUGGAAGUAUCACGUGGAUUGUGAUUCGUCCGAAUGGGCGUGUGGCCUUACGUUGGCUAGGUAAUUCAGGACAUAUGCCACCGGAUAAGAUUUCAGUAGCCUAA
Echinostoma caproni is the source of this 921-nucleotide messenger RNA. NCBI's taxonomy places the organism in Eukaryota, Metazoa, Platyhelminthes, Trematoda, Plagiorchiida, Echinostomatidae. The record is from the annotation of a GenBank genome assembly.